This is a messenger RNA of Solea senegalensis (Senegalese sole), 3681 nucleotides long. It is a transcript of the gene lrrc8db, whose product is annotated as leucine rich repeat containing 8 VRAC subunit Db. The record is from RefSeq and is a predicted model, not a curated record. The transcript has 2 exons. Gene Ontology annotation, molecular function: protein binding. The coding region runs from base 212 to 2767 and encodes 851 amino acids. Lineage: Eukaryota; Metazoa; Chordata; Actinopteri; Pleuronectiformes; Soleidae.
GUCGCGGCUCUACAUCAUCUCCACAGGAGCGGACCAUCUGAAGCGGGGGUGGGGGUGGCCACUAAGCUCUUUACUGCCCAGUCAUCAGGCCCUCGUUUGAACGGGUCAGAAGAAUGGAGCGCGUCCUCGCCGCAGCGAAACAUGGCGCGUAACAAGAGGCUUUGUCCGGUACCGCUGUCCUCCACUUAACCGGAUCCGUCCACCUCAAGGAAUGUUCACCCUCACAGAAGUAGCAUCGCUGAACGACAUCCAGCCAACUUAUCGAAUACUGAAACCAUGGUGGGAUGUCUUCAUGGAUUAUCUUGGCAUUGUCAUGCUGAUGCUGGCCAUAUUUUCGGGGACCAUGCAGUUAACCAAAGACCAAGUGGUUUGUCUUCCCAUUCUGGAACAAACGCCAGAGGGUGCUGGAGAUUUCUUGGGCCAUGAACCAGUGGAAACAGCAGAUGGCUUCUGGAACAAAGAAAAUGCCAUCGGAGAGCAAGCUGCUCCUCUCAUGGCUAAAAAGCCUCCUGAAAACGUUGCACCGACCAUUCACUUCCCACAGCCAGCUACUUUCGGGCAGCCCCAGCCCACAGGUGUCAGAACCAAACUAGAUUUUCAGCAAUAUGUUUUUGUCAACCAGAUGUGCUACCAUGUUGCCCUUCCUUGGUAUUCCAAAUAUUUUCCAUACCUCGCUUUAAUCCACACCAUUGUUCUGAUGGUCAGCAGCAACUUCUGGUUCAAGUACCCAAAGACCAGUUCCAAAAUCGAACAUUUCGUUUCCAUACUUGGAAAGUGUUUUGAAUCACCUUGGACUACAAAAGCGCUGUCCGAAACUGCCUGUGAGGACUCGGAGGAGAACAAGCAGAGGCUAGCUGGGGCGUCCUCGCUCCUGAAACACCUGUCCACAAGCAGCGAGGAAGGGAGUCCCAACCAGUCCGCACCGGUGCUGACCAAAUCUGGGGUGACAUUUUCAGUGGAGAAGCUUGUGAGUGAAGUUCCCUCUAUGACCAUACUGGACAAGAAAGAUGGUGAGCAAGCAAAGGCCUUGUUCGAAAAAGUACGGAAAUUCCGUGCCCAUGUGGAAGACAGUGACUUGAUCUACAGACUGUAUGCCAUCCAGACAGUCAUCAAAACAGUCAAGUUCAUUCUAAUACUUUGCUACACCAUGACGUUCGUUGCAUCGAUAGAUUUCGAUCACGUCUGUGUGCCCGAGAUAAAGCAUUUGACUGGAUACACUAAAUUCCACUGUACGCACAACAUGGCUUUCAUGUUGAAGAAGCUCCUCGUCAGUUAUAUCACGAUCAUAUGUGUUUAUGGCUUUAUCUGCAUUUACACACUGUUCUGGCUUUUUCGGCGACCACUGAAGGAGUAUUCAUUUGAGAAAGUCAGGGAGGAGAGCAGCUUCAGCGACAUCCCUGAUGUAAAGAACGACUUUGCGUUCCUCCUCCACAUGGUCGAUCAGUAUGACCAGUUGUACUCAAAGCGUUUUGGGGUUUUUCUCUCCGAGGUGAGUGAAAACAAACUCCGAGAGAUCAGCCUGAAUCAAGAGUGGACUUAUGAAAAGCUGCGGCAGCAUGUAACACGCAACUCUCAAGAAAAGCUGGAACUUCAUCUCUUCAUGCUGUCUGGCGUGCCUGACGCUGUCUUUGAGCUCACUGAUCUAGAAAUCCUGAAACUGGAAUUAAUCCCAGAGGCCAGGAUUACGGCUAAGAUCUCACAAAUGAUAAACCUCCAGGAGCUUCACUUCUACCACUGUCCGGCCAAAGUUGAGCAGACUGCGUUCAUGUUUCUUCGUGAUCACCUGCGGUGCCUUCAUGUCAAAUUCACGGAUGUCGCUGAGAUUCCUAGCUGGGUAUACCUACUGGCAAAUCUAAGGGAACUGUACUUGGUUGGCAACUUGAAUUCUGAAAACAACAAAAUGAUCGGACUCGAAUCUCUCCGAGAUCUCAGGCACCUAAAAACUCUGCAUCUCAAAAGCAACCUCACAAAAGUACCGACGAACAUAACAGACCUGUCCCCACAUCUGAUCAAGCUGGUCAUUCAUAAUGACGGGACCAAGCUCCUAGUGCUUAAUAGUUUGAAGAAAAUGACAAACCUCGCAGAGCUGGAGCUUCAUAAUUGCGAGCUGGAGCGAAUUCCUCACGCUAUCUUCAGUCUGAACAACCUGCAGGAGCUCGACCUGAAGUCCAACCAUAUCCGUACCAUUGAGGAGGUCAUCAGCUUCCAGCACCUCAAGAGACUGACAUGCCUGAAACUUUGGCACAAUAAGAUCAUCACUAUUCCAUUGUCGAUUAGCCACGUCAAAAACAUUGAGUCACUCUAUCUCUCACACAACAAGCUUGAAUCUCUACCCUCUUCAUUAUUCUCACUCCCAAAGCUGAGGUACCUGGAUGUUAGCCAUAACUCCAUCGUGGUAAUACCACUGGAGGUUGGCUUCCUGCAGAAUCUCCAACAUUUUGCCAUUACAGGCAACAGAGUUGAGGUAGUCCCCAAACAGCUGUUCAAGUGCACCAAACUGAGGACCUUAUGCCUCAGCCACAACUGUAUCUUGGUCAUUCCUGAGAAAAUUGGCCAACUCUCACAGCUGGCUCACCUGGAAGUGAAGGGAAACUGUCUGGAUCGUCUGCCGCCUCAGAUCGGCCAGUGCCGCCUCCUCCACAGGAGCUGUCUGAUUGUGGAGGAUCACCUCUUUGACUCGCUUCCAAUGGAGGUCAAAGAGAGCCUCAACCAGGAAUCUGGUGUUUCUUUUACUAACGGUUGCAAAUGUCUAAGUGACGGGCGAUAGUCAUAUCCGACGUGUUGACCACUUCACCAUAGUGGUAGUUCAGGGUACAGCCUUGUAAUACUUGCAUUUGCCAAUGAUGAAUGCAUUUUGAGGAGUUUACACAAGACUUUACACAAGCAGUACAGUUAGGUUAAUUUUGGUAGUAUGUUGUGCAAGUAUUUGCGUUUCCACUUACCAUCCCAGUAUUUGGUAUCCUUCCAUUGGGGUCCCAAGCACCUCCUAAAGGGAGGCGCUAGACACAGGCAGUCCAUAGAUUGGUUGACAGAGUAUUGUCUCUUCUAUGUGAUGAUAGGGAAAUAUGGUGUUGAUUUUCCAUGCAGACCGCAGCCUUCAUGAAGAAUAAACACAAAAUUCUGGAUGUUCUCUAUUGUUACACUUAGUGUACUUUCGAGGAGUUCUUUGUGGAAUUUAUUGGCUGCUGUUAUGACAUCCCACUAUUUAUGUAGCUGAGGCAACUUUACUGAAAAGGAGGCUAUAGUGAGUGUUUUACAGCACAUACAGUGUAAGGUUGUUACCACUGUAGAAAUGUUUAGAGAUGAACUGUAGAGAUGAUCAUAGCUUGUGUCAUGUUCAAAUAUUUAUUUUAUGCUUCUUAACAAUUAAACAUCUAGGUGCACAGUAGCUGUCAAGUCCCUCACCUUAGAUUUUUUACCUUUUGUAUUCAGUAUACCUUCAGUCUAUUUGUAAUUUCAAGUGAUUGACCUCAGCACAAAUGGUUGGUUCAUUCAGAUGAGACAUUGGCAUUGUUUGUUUCAUUAUUCAAACCAGUGCUAUUUCUCUGGUGUAAUGUCAAAAUGAUUAGGAAAAGCACAAAUUUCAACUUCAUGUUAAAUACUAAAAUGAAGAAUGACACUUCUUUCACUUUUGUCAUUAUUUUUUAAUGUAUUUUUUGUUAAUGUUUGUUGUUUACAGAC